CUGAGACUUGCAGUUCAGCAUCACUGAAUUCUGUUUGAACUGUCGAAGAGACGAUCUUUGCAGCCACAUUUCAGCUCAGAUAAGUUUGACGUCUUCAGGAGAAGUCUGCAGCAAUGAGGUUUCUAAUUUCAUUGUGCGUGACAGUACUGCUGCUGAAUAAUGUUGAAAGGAUCAAUGGACAAACAUCAGCAGCUGCAACCAACACAGAUGAUGACCCAUGCUAUGACUACACCAUUCUUGACAAACAUGAUAUAAGCCCAGAUGAUUUCUUUGCUGUGUAUAAUUAUAUAUAUGGAUAUGAGGACACUCUAUUUGAAAGGGAUGGCUGGUAUAGAUUCUUCUUUAAUGGAUCGAGUGCUCAGAUGCCUGAGUGGUGUUUCAGUUCAAUGUCAUGUGGAGGUUAUAGUUCUCUGUGGCUCGAUGGCCCUCAUCCUCAGCUAGAAGAUGGAAUUGUUACUCGUGACGUCUACGGCUCUUAUUACGAAUCGUGCAGAUACUACAGAUCCUACCCAAUCCAAGUCAAAGCUUGUGCUGAAAAUUAUUAUGUCUACAAACUUGUAAGACCUAAUCGAAUGAUCCCAGACCCCGCAUAUUGUGCAGUUGUUGUCUCCAGUCCACCGAGUGUUGACCCCUGCUACAGUUAUAACAGUCUGGAUGAGCCGUGGAGAGCAAAUACAAUUUUGACUGAUGAUUACAGCAAUUUAAGAUGUGAUGGUGAUGUCAACUGGAAUGGCUGGUACAGGCUGUUCGUCAAUGGUCAGAGUGCCCAGAUGCCACAGUCAUGUGUUAGUUAUGGCAUGUGUGGCACAUAUCACGCAAUGUGGCUCAACGGCCCUCACCCACAGCUAGAAGAUGGAGUGGUGACCCGGCACGUCUGUGGUUCCACUUUGAGAAACUGCUGUGGUUACACCUUUCGUCCCAUUCAAGUCAAAGCUUGUCCAGGAAAUUAUUAUGUGUAUGAGUUUUUCAGGCCAAUAAACUGUGCAGCUUACUGUGCAGAAGUCACAAACCCGACAACAAUGUACACAACAGCAGAGGCAAUCCCAGUCACAGAAAUCAGUGGCGAAGGAGACCGCUGUUCUGAGCUCAACUGCACUGAGGAUGAACGCUGUGAAGAGGAACAUGGUGUUUACGGCUGUUUCUGCAAGGACAACCAUCACAGAUCUCAGCGUGACUCCUUUGAUUCUCUUGACUUUUCUCUCUCAGAUUUCAUUCAAACCUGUGAUAGCAGCUCUGGCUUCAUGUCUCUGUCUCGCUGUCAGCUCUUUGAGGCUGGUUUUUCUUCUGAUAUCUUACACCUCAAUGAUCCCAGCUGCAGAGGAACAGUCCGGAAUGGCAGAGUGGAGUUCUGUUUUGACAACAAUGACCACAUCUGUGGUACAAGUCUUGUGGCCAAUGGCACCCACUUCAUCUAUGAGAACUUUAUUCUGGGGGUUUCUGGAUCUGGGAAUAUCAUCAGCAGGGAAAAAUAUCUGAGGAUCCAUUUCAGCUGUGUGUACCCACAAACCCAAUCACUCACAAUGGACAUCAACCCUCUGGAGAGCAUUGUGCACAGGAUCCUUCCUGCUGGUCAAGGGACCUAUCAGGUCAGGAUGAUUCCCUAUCAGGAUGCUGAAUUCUCACACCCCUUCACUGGGAAUGUGAACGUAGAGCUGAACCAGAGUAUUUUUGUGGAAGUUCGUGUUGAUGGAGUCGACAGCCGUCAGUUUGCUUCAGUGAUUGACACAUGUUGGGCUACACCUGUGAAUGAUCCCCAUUCCUCUGUCCGCUGGGACCUCAUCGUUGACAUGUGUCCCAGUCCAAAUGACAAAGUGGAGCUUCUGCAGAAUGGUGUUUCCACAUCCAGCCGUUUCUCCUUCAGCAUGUUUACGUUCAUUGCAAACUCCGCGAAGGUUUACCUGCACUGCUCUAUUCACCUUUGCCUUCUGUCAGGCAAUCGCUGCUCAGUGCACUGUGACUCGGAACAAAGCGGGAGAGAGGGCAGAUCUGUGGACAUCCAUGAGAAUACUUCCAUAUCCAUGGGUCCAUUGAUGUGGUCUGACAGUAGCAAAGGUGAACAGCUCCCAUACCAAGUGGAGGGAUCCAGGGCUCCAUGUCUGUGUGCUUCUCUGAUGAUGUUACUCAUUUCUAUCAUGAGUGUCCUGAUAUCCUUUUAGAAUAUUUCCACUAAGAAUAAUUUUAGGAAUUCUCCCUGUAAUCUCUUUUUGAUUGUAAUUUCCUUUUGGUGAACAUGCUGACCUUACCAUAUGUUACUAAAUCUCCUUAUGUUAAAAAAUACUAUGGUGCUUUGUGGACAUUGUUGAAUUGAUUUUACUUUGAUAAAUGUAACAAGUCUUUUUACUCAUGGGAUGGAAUAUUCAAAAAAUAUUUUAAAAUGACUAAGCAAACUGA
Messenger RNA from Megalobrama amblycephala (Wuchang bream), 2391 nucleotides. Its product is annotated as pancreatic secretory granule membrane major glycoprotein GP2-like. Lineage: Eukaryota; Metazoa; Chordata; Actinopteri; Cypriniformes; Xenocyprididae. Bases 114 to 2156 code for a protein of 680 amino acids. The record is from RefSeq and is a predicted model, not a curated record. The transcript has 13 exons.